UUGUGAGCUUACCCUGGGAUGGACAUUUCGACUCGACAAUGUCAAACUAAUCCUCCAAUAAUUGACCCAAACACCCAUCUAUCCAGCGUUCUUGAAGCUCACUCCGAUUCUUACGCCCUCCUCAGAACGAAGCCACUCCUCAAGAUCCACCCCAUCAGCUCAAGAUGGCUUCCCCAACCUAUAAAUACUUCUUAGUCACCCAACCCUCUCCCUACGUCUGCCAUGUACAGAUCAACCGCCCGCAGAAAUUAAAUGCCUUCUACGAGGAAAUGUGGCUAGAAUACAAGACCAUCUUCGACACCCUCUCGCAUUCUCCCGACGUUCGAGCCAUAGUCCUCUCCGGCGCUGGAGACCGAGCAUUUACUGCUGGUUUGGACGUAGAAGCCGCAAGCCAGUCCGGCAUAUUAGCACAAUCGGCGGAAGAGAAAGACGUGGCUAGGAAAGCAACAUCUAUCAAGAGACAUGUUGAAGAGUUUCAGGCUUGUAUAAGUAGUGCAGAGAAGUGUGAAAAACCUGUUAUAUGCGUGAUGCAUGGUUUUGCAUUUGGGCUUGCUAUCGACAUUUCUACCUGCGCCGACAUUCGAAUCUGCAGUUCCGACGUGAAAUUCGCCGUUAAGGAAGUCGAUAUUGGUCUGGCAGCAGACAUAGGAACACUUUCCCGCCUUCCGAAGAUAGUAGGCAACUUUUCGUGGAUUAAGGACGUCGCAAUGUCGGCCCGAGUAUUUGGCGCAGAAGAAGCAUACCGUGUGGGGUUCGUCAGUCAAGUUCUAGAGACCAAGCAGAAAGCUGUCGAGGCUGCUUUGAAGAUGGCCGAGUUGCUGGCAACGAAGAGUCCGGUCGCGGUCCAGGGGACGAAAGAAUUAUUGAAUCACGCAAGGGAUCACAAUUUGGCUGAUUCGUUGAGAUAUACUGGGGUGUGGAAUUCGGCGGCUCUCCAAACGAGCGAUGUUGAGAGAGCCAUGCUUUCUGGACUGAAAAAGACCAAGCCCAGAUUCGAAAAGUUAUAAAAUUUUAAAUGUAUUCUGCAGGAACAAUUCGCCGGCACAAAUUUCUCUUUUCUCCAACAAAUUUUUUCCCCUGAGAGGAUAUCAUCCGAAAACAGUUUUGGU
Molecule: messenger RNA, 1109 nt
Organism: Mollisia scopiformis
Lineage: Eukaryota; Fungi; Ascomycota; Leotiomycetes; Helotiales; Mollisiaceae
Product: enoyl-CoA hydratase/isomerase family protein
Exons: 2
Coding region: 165-1007 (280 amino acids)
Cellular component (GO): mitochondrion
Molecular function (GO): delta(3,5)-delta(2,4)-dienoyl-CoA isomerase activity
Source: RefSeq, a predicted model, not a curated record